AAAAGAGAAAGAAAAGGCUAAAGCUAUCUAUAAAAAUGGCACAUUCCAAUUCCUAACCUCCAAAAGCAUCCCUCUCCCUUUCCUGGCAAAUGGAUUCAGCAAGAACAGCUCCUCCCCCGUGGCAGGAGCUGGACUUGGACAACCUCAAACCCCUCAAAGUCCUAGGAAAAGGCGGCAUGGGUACUGUCUUCCUCGUACAGGCCGCCAACAAUACCCGCUUCGCCCUCAAAGUGGUGGACAAAACGUGCGUCCACGCGAAGCUGGACGCGGAGCGGCGCGCGCGUUGGGAAAUCCAAGUCCUCUCAACUCUAUCCCACCCUUUCCUCCCUUCCCUCAUGGGAACGUUCGAGUCCCCACAGUUCCUUGCGUGGGCCCUACCCUACUGCCCCGGCGGCGACCUCAACGUCCUCCGCUACCGCCAAACCGACCGCGCCUUCUCCCCCGCCGUCAUCCGCUUCUACGUCGCCGAAAUCCUCUGCGCCCUCGACCACCUCCAUUCCAUGGGCAUAGCCUACCGCGACCUAAAACCCGAAAAUGUCCUCGUUCAAAACACCGGCCACAUCACCCUCACCGAUUUCGACCUCUCCCGCAAACUCAAUCCCAAACCUAAACCUAAUCCACAAGUUCCUUCUAUCCCCUUGCCCAAUUCUAACGUUCCCGAACCUCGCCGGAAACACCGCCGGAAUUUCUCCCGGUGGAUCUCCCUCUUCCCGCCGGACGGGACUCACCAUAACAACAACAAAAACGGACUCAAGAAGGCGAAGUCCGCGCGAGUCAGCCCGGUGAGUCGGAGAAAACCGAGUUUCUCCAACGGCGAACGAUCCAACUCGUUCGUCGGCACGGAAGAAUACGUCUCGCCGGAGGUCGUCCGCGGCGACGGACACGAGUUCGCCGUCGAUUGGUGGGCGCUUGGAAUACUAAUCUACGAAAUGCUAUACGGUACGACGCCGUUUAAGGGAAAGAAUCGCAAGGAAACGUUUCGGAAUGUUAUCACGAAGCCGCCGGUUUUUGUGGGAAAGAGAACGGCGUUGACGGAUCUUAUUGAGAAGCUUUUGGAGAAGGAUCCGACGAAGAGGUUGGGGUACACGCGCGGUGCCGUGGAGAUCAAGGAGCACGAGUUUUUCCGAGGGGUUCGGUGGGAGCUUUUGACGGAGGUGGUGCGCCCGCCGUUCAUUCCGACGCGGGACGACGGCGCCGGAGAUUCGACGGAUAGGCUUUCCGACCGGAAUUGUGGCUUCGAUAUUAGGGGUUACUUUCUGAAUCUUAAAUCGUCGCCGUCGUUGCCGGGUUCGCCGUUGCCAUCGCCGUCGUGCAGGUUUAAGAAGAAUGUUUCGCUAACAGAAUUCUAACGCAUGUGCAGUAUUGCACGUGCGAGAGUUAGUUGUUGUUUUUUUUUUAGUAAUAUUGUAAUUUUGUGCAUAUAGAAUAACGGUAGAUAGUGAAAAACGGGAUUAGCAAUGUUAGUUGGUACAAACUACGAUUGUUUAUGAACCCUUUUUUUUCCUCCCA
Messenger RNA from Glycine soja, 1509 nucleotides. RefSeq names its product serine/threonine-protein kinase UCNL-like. Bases 90 to 1349 code for a protein of 419 amino acids. NCBI's taxonomy places the organism in Eukaryota, Viridiplantae, Streptophyta, Magnoliopsida, Fabales, Fabaceae. The transcript has a single exon. Gene Ontology annotation, molecular function: ATP binding; protein serine/threonine kinase activity. Gene Ontology annotation, biological process: protein phosphorylation. Gene Ontology annotation, cellular component: nucleus; plasma membrane; cytoplasm. The record is from RefSeq and is a predicted model, not a curated record.